This is a messenger RNA of Ixodes scapularis (black-legged tick), 1599 nucleotides long. Its product is annotated as maltose permease. The record is from RefSeq and is a predicted model, not a curated record. The transcript is spliced from 4 exons. The coding region runs from base 1 to 1599 and encodes 532 amino acids. NCBI's taxonomy places the organism in Eukaryota, Metazoa, Arthropoda, Arachnida, Ixodida, Ixodidae. Gene Ontology annotation, cellular component: membrane.
AUGCUGCUGCCAUGGAUAAACACAAGACUUCUGUAUUUGAAGAUUCAUUAUUUUCUCAUUUUUGCAGCCACCGGCUGCACUCUGCCAUACGGGUCUGCAAUUGGUCGGAGAAACGGAAUCCCUGAAGCAACCAUAGCCUACAUUUUAACUGUCACAUCUCUGCUCGCUAUUCCGUGGAAGAUUUUGAUGGGAUACAUUGCUGACCGGACGCAAAACGUAACAAGAAUAUUGUUGACACUUCAAUCGCUUGCGAUUCUUUUCCACGGCCUUCUCUAUUUCAGUGACUUUAUUAUCAAAACGGCAGAACCAAAGGGGGAGGUAUCAUGCCCAGAAGGAAACGUAACGCUUUUGAAUUCGUUCUCAGUGUGCCUUCAACCACCGGAGAAGUGUUUCGUUUCGUGCGCAACGAAUGCCACCGAAUUCAGCGAAAUCGAAGUAAGCUACAUUUUUCAGAACACCUCCGCCGUUUGCCACACUAUUUGGAAUGGUACGUCUGGUUACCACCGCAGCACCUGUCAGUUCAAGUGCCCUUGCACAGCAGGUUCGAUAGAUCAACGAGUUGUGUGGUUCUAUGCCGUGUUUCAUGCGCUGGGGUCGUUGUGUUCGGGGGCUGUUCUGAUCAUCUCGGACGCCGGCGUUUCUGAGAUACUGGCUGAAAAUGUGAGGGACUUCGGAUUGCAGCGAGCGGGAGGGGCAAUAGGCAUGGGAGCCGCUGGUCCUGUCGUGGGAGCCUUAAUUGAUGCAGCCAACCGAUGGACGGGAGGACGAUCAGGUUACCUUCCAAGCUACUUCGUCUAUGCGCUGCUCAUUAUCUUGGACAGUGUCCUUCUUUGUUGCAUGCCCACUCUUCGGAUGCCCAAGCUGUCGGUCAACUUUUUCAAGGACAUCUAUGGUGUGUUCAUCAAUGUCGAACUUGCCGUAUUCGCCUUUUGGACAUGCGCCCUCGGAGCCCUUUUUUCAAUCUACAUGUCGUACAACACGUGGUUUUUGGAGGACAUAGGAGCCUCUAAACUGAUAAUCGGUUUAAUAUCCGCAGUAAGUUGCAUAUGCAUAGAAGUGCCCUUCUAUUCUGUGUCCGGUUGGAUUCUGAAAAAAACGCGCUAUUAUCCCUCGUAUAUAUUGACAUUCUUGAUCUUCGGGGUGAGGUACAUUGGCUCUGCCUUUCUAUACAACCCGUGGUUCGCGCUGCUCGUCGAACCCGUCACCGGGGCUGCACAUCCGCUUGUAACACCCGCCAUGACUGUGUUCGCUAAAGAGGUGGCGCCGGAAGGUACCGCGGCGUCCGUCUUGUGCGUCCUCAACAUUUGCGAAGGAGCCAUCGGAAAGUCGCUUGGUACCCUCGUUGGUGGGACGACAUUCGCCGAAUUUGGAGGCCGGUGGAUGUUUUUCUACUCCGGUGUGUUCGCCGCGGGGUGCGCUCUCCUGUGCCUCGUAUCACACGUACUUGUGCAAAGGAGGACUUCGAGGCAUGGAGUCAUAACACGCGCUGAAGUUGGCAACACUGUUUGGUGCCUCGGUUCAUGGGGUGAAGCAGGUGAACGUUGUGGGGAAGCUGGAGGUGUUGCCACUGGGGUUGACUCCUCAGGGAAGUCCGCUUGA